Molecule: messenger RNA, 549 nt
Organism: Spathaspora passalidarum NRRL Y-27907
Lineage: Eukaryota; Fungi; Ascomycota; Pichiomycetes; Serinales; Debaryomycetaceae
Gene: ECM1
Product: Ecm1p
Exons: 2
Coding region: 1-549 (182 amino acids)
Biological process (GO): ribosomal large subunit export from nucleus
Cellular component (GO): preribosome, large subunit precursor; nucleolus
Source: RefSeq, a predicted model, not a curated record
AUGGCCAAGAAGAUUUCCAAACAUAGUCGUGCUGCCAGACGAGGUGAGAUUGAAUUCACCAACGAGGAGAAGUCCCUUGAGACUGUACCUAAAGCUGAACCAGAUUUAAAAAAGACCAUUAUUAGAACAACCAUCAAGAAUGAGAACUUGCUUGCAAAGAAAAUGGAAAAUUCCCGUGUGAGGAAACACCAGAAUAAGAAAAAGACUAGCAGUUUAAAACAUAAAGUUGAAAGAAACGAGAAAUUAAGUGGGGUCUUAUCAGGAAAGAUUGAAAACAGUAUUAAACGUGCAAAGUAUGUUCAAAGUACUAGAAAAGCUGGAUGGGAUCAAAUCAACAAAAGUAUUGUAGUGAACGAUUCAGCCGUUUUGAAUAUUUUGGAUGAUGAUGAUGAUGAUGUUACCCCAGAAAAGACCCAGGAACAGAUUGAGCGUGAAGAAGAAGAUGAAUAUGUUAGACAGUUCUACGAAGGCGAUUCUGAAAAGACUGAAGAACCAAAGAUUGCUUCUUCUGCUAAUAGAUUUGCCUUGUUGGAUGAAGCAGAAGCUUAA